Camarhynchus parvulus is the source of this 2469-nucleotide messenger RNA. It is a transcript of the gene C6H10orf90, whose product is annotated as chromosome 6 C10orf90 homolog. Gene Ontology annotation, biological process: regulation of centriole replication. The record is from RefSeq and is a predicted model, not a curated record. The coding region runs from base 1 to 2115 and encodes 704 amino acids. NCBI's taxonomy places the organism in Eukaryota, Metazoa, Chordata, Aves, Passeriformes, Thraupidae. The transcript is spliced from 9 exons. Gene Ontology annotation, cellular component: centrosome; cytosol; centriole.
AUGCCCCGGCGAGCGCAGCCCUCGGGCAUCCUCUGCACCCCGGGCUGGAGGGAAUCGCGGCUUUGGGGGGUGACACAAAAGCACUGGGGCCCUGAUGGUCAGAGGACAUGCACAGGCCUUCAGCGGGAGAGUGGUGUGUGGGGAAAAUCCAGCCCUACCAAGGAAUCUCUCCCUUCCCAAAACACGGCAUUGGUUUCACCAGUAAUCAUUGCACAGAUUGAUGAGGAGAAGCCCUCUGUGCCUAUGCAGGCCCUGCUCCCCCAGCCCAGAGCUCCUCACACAGAACCAUCCUUGCCUAACCAGGGGCCAGCCACCGUUAGCAGAACAUUUCUGGUGCUUCCCAGCCGCUUGGAGAUUCAGGCGUCCUUAGAAGACACCAUGUCACCAUCAGACUCUCCCAGCCCAAAGCAGUGUCCAGGCCAGCAGAGGGGCUUUGCCUCCAUCACUGUCACAGCCAGGCGUGUUCCUGUGCGCUCUGGGGAGCGGGCAGGUGGCCCUGGGGCUGGCCAGGAGCCCAGCACCGUGUCCCCCAUGCCCAGCACAGUCCCUGCUCUCCUCGAGCGCUGGCCUCCCCCAGCCCACGCAAACCAACCUCCUUUAAAGGCUCCCAAGUCUUGCUCAAAAUUAGGUGAAGAACCCCAAAAGCAGCUUUUUGACCCUGGCAUCAAGGAGGAUGGUGUGGGUCUCCAAAGCAGUGAUGGAAGGGAGAAAAUUCCACCUUCAUUCAUCUCCUGUGUCCAGCUCCAGGUGUCUGAGCCCUGUCCAAACACCAUCUAUUAUUUGGACAGGUCACUUAGCGUGUGCAUUGACCAACCUCGAGUUAAAUGCCAAAAAAUGUACAGAUCCACGUUGUCCUUGAGCCUGAAGUGCAGUUUGUCCGGAUUAACAGCAGAUGGAGUAGAUGGCAUAGCUAAUGGAGAGCCCAUGGAGGAGAGAGCUCCAAGGAAGCUCCCAGGAGCACACGGGGCUCUGCUCAGAUCCCACCUGAGCACAGACUUCACGGGAAAUAAGGUAAUUAAGGAGGAGAAAACAAAAGAAGGACAUUUGGGUCGUAAAUACCCUUUCCAAAGUGUCUUUGCCUCGGGACUUCCAGCAUUUGUGGAUAUUCCCAGAGGACCUCACAAGGCAGCAGCAGAGGAAGAGGACGAGCAGCCUGGCAGCCACCACACUGUGUUUUCCCUCCAAAUUCCUCAUUCAAGCAAUGAGGCAGGAACACCAAUGCUGUUGGGAAGCAGGAAGAGGAGCAGCACAACAACCCCUGGCUCCCUUCCAGUUGCAGCCUCCAGAGAAACCAUUGCUGCUGCUCCUGAUGGCUCAUCCAACGGGGCAGAUCCCUCCAAAGACACCUCCAAACCCAAAGAGAUCCAAGCACAGGGUGUCCUGAAACCAAAAAUGUCUGUCUCCAACAGCACAUGCAACAUAAAGGCGUCAUCAGGAAUCCUCUGGGAAGAAAAUGUUCACAGGCAAAAGCAGCUCCUAAAAAGCAAUUAUGAAUUCCCUGCUCCGAGGGACAGAGCAGAGGAGCUCGAGGCACAGGACAAGCAAGGCUGGAGGGUGCCCCUGUCCAGGGUGGUGAACCUGUCCAGGAUGCCCCUGCCCAGGGUGGCACUGCCCAGGGCCCGCUCUCCAGGUGUGGCUUGGGAGAAAAACCUGCUCACCUGGCCAGAACCCCGCUCCCAGCAGGAGAAAACUCCAGCAGCUCCAUGGACACUGAGGGAAGCCCUGGAGCUCCACAACCCCCAGUUCAUCUCCCGCUCCCAGCAGAGGCUGAAGAGGCUGGAGCUCAUGGUGCAGCUGAGGAGGGCCCAGCACAGGGAGGCUCCCCCAGGCACCCCCCGAGCUCGGGCUCGCAAGCUCUCCACCUCCACGUCCAGCAAGAAGAGGCAAUUCACCAUUCCUGACCCUCUCAGUGAUAACCUCUUCAAACCAAAGGAGAGAGUCAUUCCCGAGAAGGAGAUGCACAUGAGAUCUAAAAGGAUUUAUGACAAUUUACCUGAGGUUAAAAAGAAACAAGAAGAGAAGCAGAAGCGCAUCAUCAUCCAGAGCAACAGGCUGCGUGUGGAGAUGUUUAAAAAGCAAUUACUGGACCAGCUCCUCCACAGAAACACAGAGUGACAAAGGAGUCUCUUGCUCAUCAUCCUAAUUGGAUCUUGAAUGCCUCUGACUUCUAGAUAAGCCAUAAAAUUAACUGUUAUCUCAAUUACCUGGAGGUAUUUUUCUUAUCAUUGGCUCUUUGUAUAAAGAAAGAUCAUUUAUGUUUCAAUUGAAAUUUUAAGGCAACUUUCUUGUAAUCAAAAACAGCCUAAAAGGGAGCACAGCUGUUCCAGAGCAUCACCUUUUGGUCAUUUUACCCAGAGGAAAUAAUUUUAAGAAUUUUUAAUGCAAAUACUGAAUCAGAGGGGUAUUAUUUAUCUUAAUCUUUUUUUUAAAAAGCACACUUCUCUGUAGCAAUAGCCCAGUGUUUAUAAG